This is a messenger RNA of Chlorocebus sabaeus (green monkey), 3008 nucleotides long. RefSeq names its product coiled-coil domain containing 121 (gene CCDC121). Lineage: Eukaryota; Metazoa; Chordata; Mammalia; Primates; Cercopithecidae. The record is from RefSeq and is a predicted model, not a curated record.
AGAGAAACUUCCGCGAUGUUCUGGGCAGCGAACGAAAACAGAACCAAAGCGUCAGAAAGGAGCGGGUGAAGGGGCGCGGUAGUUGCCAGGGCAUCUUCUUAGUAUCGGUCAGGGCUGGUGAGCCAACUAGUGACAGUGGCGAGGAAGUGGGGGCGCUGAGCAAGCGAGAGGAAGGCUGAAGGGAGCUAGGAAAGGGCGCUGAUCUCUGCAGCCUGGGAGGGCUUUUGUCCCCAGGGGGAAGGCGAGAAGAGAUGGGGUCCCGAGGGCAGGACUCACACAGCAAGAAAACGAGGCGCAUGCCUCUCAUUUCGAGCCCGCAGAGAGCGGGGAGCGGAGCCACUGGAGGACCGGCUGCUCGGGUUUAUUCGGUAGCCGAGGUGGUUAAACAGUUCAGGGCUGGACCAGCCAGGACUGGAGCAGGGUGCAGCCUCCAGGGUUGCUGGGCAGCACCGAGACCCUUUGAGCACCAAACGGAUAAACUACGGGAGUUUUCCGCACUUGCACGUUGUACCCGCGAGUUGCAGGCACAGGUUCCUGAUGCUAGCGCUCAUUCCUUGGUAAUCACCCUCGGUGAACUACGCAGUUGCCGUGACCUUCAGGAUGAGUGCUUGGAUUCCAGGUUUGCUGAGGGCCCCAGAAGGCUCCUUCCACCGUAUCAUAGUCUAAUAAAUAAUUUUGUCAAGCCAGAGAAGCUAACAAAGGUGGAGACAAUCCUUAAAGAAAAGAUAGUGGCGGAAAUGACGGUUCUGAACAAGCAUAUAAAACAAGCUCAAAUCCAGCGGGAACAGCUACUGGAGGAAUACAGGGAGCUAUACAAAGAAAAGUUACUUGUCCAGGCUGAAAACAGGUUCUUUCUGGAAUACCUGACUAACAAAACUGAAGAGUACACAAAGCAACCUGAGAAGGUAUGGAACAGCUAUUUACAACAAAGUGGAGAGAUUGAACGAAGAAGACAAGAAUCAGCCUCCAGAUAUGCAGAACAAAUUUCAGUGCUUAAAACAGCGCUCUUGCAAAAGGAAAAUAUCCAAUCCAGUUUGAAGCGGAAGUUGCAGGCAAUGAGGGACAUUGCUAUAUUAAAGGAAAAGCAGGAGAAAGAAAUACAGACAUUACAGGAGGAGAAAAAGAAAGUCCAAGCUGAGACAGCUGCAAAGACACGUGAAGUACAGGCCCAGCUCCUACAGGAGAAAAGAUUACUGGAGAAACAACUGAGCGAGCCAGACAGGAGGCUACUGGGAAAGAGAAAAAGAAGAGAGCUUAAUAAGAAAGCCCAGGCCUUGAAGUUGGCAGCAAAGCGGUCUAUUUUUGAAUACUCCUGUGGCCUCAAGAGAGAGAACCAGCAGUUCAGGAAGGAAUUACUGCAGCUAAUUGAGCAAGCCCAGAAACUAACGGCUACUCAAAGCCACUUAGAAAACAGGAAGCAGCAGCUGCAGCAGGAACAGUGGUAUCUGGAGUCCUUAAUCCGGGGGAGGCAGAGACUGCAGGGAAGUCAUAAUCAGUGCCUAAAUAGACAGGAUGUUCCAAAGACCACACCCAGUCUUCCCCAAGGCACCAAAUCAAGGAUUAAUCCAAAGUAACUCCUCCUAAAAUAACACUGAUUAGAUAACUGGAGCAAGUACUCUUAAGUGCUACAUUAACCUGGUUAGGAAGGCUUUUGGAUUCCAGAUUGUCAUUGUAACAUCUCCAUCAUGAUAUGUUGAAGGAUUAGAUGGUUUUAUCCAACAGUCCUACUAGAUAUUUGGUAACCAGCUUCCCUUAACUAGUUUUUUCUUUAAAUACUCCCGUUAAUAAGAUAUUCCACAAACCUCUAGUUAACCUAACACAUGACCCUAACCUAGCCAUUUACCAUACAUCAUACUAGCUAAAGGAAACCAACCCAAGGAAGUGAAAACAGUUGUGAUUUAUUUCAUCUAACUAAAUUAGAUUUCUUUAUAGAGAAAAAGUACCUUUAAGGAUAGCAUUCCAAAUAGACUGAAUAGCGUUUUGCUCAGUAAAUAACCAGUAUCAGUUUAUCCUCAUUUCUUUUGACCGACUUAGCAAAAGCAGUUUUUAUAAGAUUUUUGUAAGUUUGUGCCAGUGACCAGGUAGCUCCUUCUAGUUUUCUCAUGAGCGAAAAAGCAUUCUGAUAACAGCAAGUCCAGUAAGUGCUAGGCAGAGUGACCUUUCAUCUGAUGUGAAGCCCCUACAAGUUUAGCUUUAAGUAAAUUGAGAAGGUAAGAGAAGAUGAAGGAGACAUAUAUUAGGUCAGCUCUUACAUUUGAAAAUGUUUUCUUUGAAGAAACACAUGUAGCAUGGAGGUGAUUGAAUGCCUCCGCUUAUUUCAGGAAAAUGUAUCCAAAAAAAGUUGAAAUAUUUGGACUUUUUAAAAAGUGUCAUCCAUUUCCCUAGCAGCAUUCUAAAAGAUAGAAGUAAAAUGAUGUUUAUUAUCCUAAGUGCUUUAGUUUUAGGUCAUUUAUUUUUCUUACAGGUGCACUUUCUAGUACAUGCAGUAUCUUUUGUAAUUAACGCGUGCCAUAUGUUUAUUCCCAUUUAGUAGAACUAUAAAUUAUAUUUUAAAUUAUGUAUUUUUAGGAUAGUUAUGUAUUUUGGGGGGAGUUCUGCGACAUUGAAGUUGGACUGGUUAUUUGAGUGCUGAAUCCCAGUAUAGGAAUAUAAUCUCACAUUUUAAUAUGGGUCCUCUAUGGGAAAAUAGGAUCAACUUUGUUUCCCAGAAAUUGUUAGUGAUGAAAAACUUCAGAAUAAUUUUCCUGAAUUUUCAGCUUUAUUUACAUGUAAAGUGAAUUCCCUUAAAAUUGGAUUUAAAAAGGAUUCUCCUUCAAUAUGUCCUUACCUUCUAGCUUUAACAACUUUUCUGUUAAAUACGUAGUUUAUUAAACAAUGUUAUUAAAUAAAAACAUUUAUCCACUGAUUUUAUUACUGUUCCAAUGUAACACAUUUUCUGCUUCAUCACUCUAUACCGCUCUUAAAUGUCUUACACGUGCAAAUAAUAAAAACUAGUUUUAAUGCAGAAA